This is a messenger RNA of Macrobrachium nipponense, 4140 nucleotides long. It is a transcript of the gene parvin, whose product is annotated as beta-parvin-like. Gene Ontology annotation, cellular component: actin cytoskeleton; focal adhesion; cytoplasm. NCBI's taxonomy places the organism in Eukaryota, Metazoa, Arthropoda, Malacostraca, Decapoda, Palaemonidae. The record is from RefSeq and is a predicted model, not a curated record. Gene Ontology annotation, molecular function: actin binding. The transcript has 14 exons. Gene Ontology annotation, biological process: establishment or maintenance of cell polarity; actin cytoskeleton organization; cell projection assembly. The coding region runs from base 216 to 1736 and encodes 506 amino acids.
CAACGCUAAAACAUUUAGUCUGAGCCAGUGGCUGAGGGCUUAGUACUUCAGUGGGUCAAAUCAUGGGACUAGGCAAGCGCUAAUUAUUUAAUUUUACGUAGGAACACCGAACUGGUAAGAAUCCUCUGCGCCGUCGAGCCCACCAAGCCGAGACUUCAGAGGUACUGAAUAUAUAACAUCCGAGGUCAACAGAGGUCACUCACGGGAUACCUAAAAUGUCCCGGAUAAGUUCACCACUGGCGACCCACAGCCGCACCCCGUCGCCUUCGGGCUCAAUCUCACCUGAUGUUCCCCAUGGCCAGGCUCAGCUGCUGAGACCGAGGACAAAUGAAUUGUCAGACACUUCGGAAGACGAGGCUGAGCUGCGAGCUCUCUCGGGGGGCUCGUCAACCGAUGCAUCUCCGAGCACUUCGCCAGCUCCGCCCAGGAUAGUGGACUACAUGCCCAAGACGACGCAGUUCGUCCAUGUUGAUAAUAAAGGUGGGGCAACAGCAGGUGCAGGCAACCGCACCAGCAGUGGUGACGGCCGAGGAAGAAGCUUCGGUCCCAACAUAGUGGUGACGGAUCCUGAGACGACUGAUGCCAUAUUGGGUAUACGAAAAGGAGAAGGCGAGGCUGAAGUUGGCACUCUCAAGAUGGCCUCUCAAAGACCGAAGUCACCUAGACCGCACACUCCGAGAAAAGAUGAGUCAAACGAGUCUUUUUGGGACAAAAUAGGAACUUUAGGCCGAAAGAAGAAAGUUAAAGAAGUGCAAGAAGUACAGACAGAGGGCAAGUAUGCAAUAGAUUCCCCUGGGUCCCCAUUCUCCGUUGAUGUUCCUCCAGAUGACUAUAAUUUAGACGAUAAUGAAGAAAGGUCGAUGAUAGAACCAAGGUCAUAUGAAGACCCGAAGCUAAAGGAACUUAUUGCCAUUUUGAUAGAUUGGAUUAAUGAUGAACUUGCACCAGAUCGAAUCAUUGUAAAACACAUAGAAGAAGAUCUCUAUGAUGGAAUGGUCUUUCAUAAACUGAUUGAAAAGCUUACACAUAAUCCCCUGGAUGUGCAAGAAGUAACUCAGAGCGAGGAAGGCCAGAAACAAAAGCUUCGUAUUGUUCUUAAUGCAGCUAAUCAUAUUCUUGGGGUAACUCGGUAUGGACCUCACAAAUGGUCAGUUGAAUCCAUUCACUCCAAGAAUAUUGUGGCUAUACUCCAUCUACUUGUGGCCCUGGCCCGACAUUUUCGUGCUCCAAUCAGAAUGCCUGAAAAUUGCAUAAUUAAUGUUGUUAUUGUCCAGAAACGUGAUGGCCAACUUAAUCAUCGCAUAGUGAAUGAAGAACUGACUGGCACUUAUGAUGACUUGGGUCAAAGAUGUGAACGUGAUGCUUUUGAUACACUGUUUGAUCAUGCCCCAGACAAACUCCAGGUUGUCAAAAGAUCACUUAUCACCUUUGUCAAUAAGCAGUUGAACAAGAUCAAUCUUGAGGUUGGGGAGCUAGAGACAGAGUUUAGUGAUGGAGUGUAUCUUUGUCUCUUGAUGGGCCUGUUAGAGGGCUACUUUGUGCCUUUGCAUCACUUCUUCUUAACACCAAAGACAUUUGAAGAGAAAUUGCACAAUGUAGUUCAAUCAUUUGAGCUUAUGAUGGAUGCAGGUUUAGCUAAACCAAAGGCUCGUCCUGAAGAUAUAGUAAAUGCUGAUCUGAAGUCCACAUUACGGGUCCUAUACAACCUGUUCACACGAUACAAGAAUACAAACUGAAGAAGCUGUCAGCUUUCCAUCUGUGUAUUUUAAUUGUCUUGUCAUCUAGAGUUUUACUAAAUUUAAAUACUGAACAAAUUAUCUAUACAGUAUUAAGUGUAAGAAUACAUCAUUUUUUUGUUAAAUCAAAUUAUUGUGGUAUGUCCUUUCUUUUCAGUCAGCAUUUAAGCCACAGUUAUGAAGCUUUAACACUGCUGAGAUUACAAGGAUCAUAAAUUUAAUGUGGCAGCUUUUAAAUACCAAGUACCAGCUGAUUACAAAUCAUGACGAUAUUGAUGUACAGUAAAUUGUGUGGAUCCUUGUGUCUCAUAAUUUAAGUGUGUUCCUUUUAUUACCCAAUUUAUAUGCUACUAGAAAGCACAUGUAAGUGAAAGAUCAGUGCAUUAUAUCAAAUAUCUAGAAUCUUUAAGUGACAUUGUGUCUGUAUAAUCUCAAUCUGUAAAUUUAUAAAUGACAGUGCCAAAAAACCAUCCACUUGGAAGAAAUGAUUGUUAUUACAGAUUCUACUGAACAGCAUGGGUUCUUAAAAUCAUAGUCUUAAAUAUUUUUAAAAAGUUGCUGUAUAGUGUUUUGUUAUGACAAUUGAAUGUACUAGAGCAAUUAUGGUUUUUAACUGUCAGGGUUUUACUAAUUUGUUUUCCUUACAUAAUGUUGAGAAGUGCGCAUGAUCACUUUUUUUCUUUUUUUUACAAGAUGAAAAACUUGAUACAUACAUAGUUAUAUUUUAUUCUAACAAAUUUCUUACUAAUAGUAUAUAAACCUAUAGAAGUUUAGUACCUUACAAUAAUAUAAAAAUAUUACUUUUGAUUUAUCAAAAUAUUUGAAGUUAAGAAGUCUCAUGAGAUACUAUAAUGUAGUUGUAAGCAGGUAAGAAAGUGAAGAGAAAGUAUACUUUUACCUAUUUGUGCCAAAAAGAAAUGUGUGCCUUACUAUAAAUAAUAGUGAAGCACUAGACAUAAGGGAAAACUGUGUUCAAAAUAUAAUAAGCAAUAAGGUUUUAUUUUAAUUAAGAUGAAACACUGAACAGUAAUAAAGAUGUUUUUCAAUAGCAUUUAUGUUUAACAAAUGUAUAAAGUACAAGAUUUAUACUGUUUCUUUAUAAUUGUCAAAAUGUUACACAGCACAAAUGUUAACCUACUACAUUUGACAUUUUUAAUUUUUCUGGUAGAAACAGAAGUUAUGUGGUUGUGGUAAACAAGUAGAUUUUUUUUAAGCAGAUUCAGUCUGAUUUAAGAAACCAAAUAAUAGGUUUCAAUUAUUCGAAAAUACAUUUUGUAGCAUCUGCCUUUGCUUAGUACGAAUGGACUUCAUCUCAAUGACUGAUAUGUACAUAAUAAUGUGCUUUUGAAAAUGAUUGAACAGAUAGAAAACUAUUUUCAGUAACUGUGCAUGGUGCCGAAUGGUCUAGCUCCACUGCAUUAACAAUGUACCAAAGUCCAUGGUACAGUUAAGUGUGUUUUAGAAAUUCUAGUGGGCAGUAGUAAUGAGAGCUUUUGUGAUAUUUUUAAUAUUGUUAAUCAUGUAAUACAAUGCAAUCACAGCAUAGUUGAGUAUUCUUUAUGUAAUCAUUAAACUUGAGAAAAUAACCUUUUCAUGGACUGCCAUAAGAAGUUAGAGGUACUGUUGUUUUGGCAUCACAAUAAGCUGGUUUGGUCCAGAAUUGUAUCAGCUACCAUGUCAGUAACAAGUGCCCUUUUAUUGCAGGACAAAAUUACAAUUAAAGGUAAGACUUCUUACAGAAAAUGCAUUGCGCCUUUAGUCAAGAGAAAAUAUAGAAUGGAAUCAUAUAUGUAGUUGAGUAGACAAACCAGUCAAGAAUGUAUUUGGUCAGUAGUAUUCUUUUGGAAGUGUUUUGCUUUUGCAUAUUCAUAUAUAUACAGUAAUUUGUAUCAUAGAACUGGGAAGUUGUAUCUCUUAGUAUAAUUCUAUUAACUGGAGAUUCAUUCUUCCAGUAAAUUCUUGAGGCUAGUUAAAUAAUAUUUUUGAGCUCUCUAGGUAGGUUUGUAGUUGAGAACUAAAUUCUGAAGAUAUUGAAAAUAUCUUCUUUAUGAUCAAGUUAUGUACGCACAGGUACAGUAUUUGUAAUGCCUUAUGAUCAAGUUAUAUACGUACAGGUACAGUAUUUGUAUUGCCUUAUGAUCAAGUUAUAUACGUAGAGGUACAAUAUUUGUAUUGCAUUUCAUUACUUUACAUAGAUAUUGAUGAAAUCAGAGUUGAGGGGUUCUGUUUUUAUUAAAUUUGAAAAGGCACAUGAACAAAUUUUGUCCUGAGCACUAGUACUAUAGUAUAGAGUAAUAAGUUUCUUCCAGCAAUCAAACUUUCAUAUUGAUAUAUGUGAAGAUUUUUACGCAAUAUUGAUGUGCCUUUUUUUGCCUUCUAAUAUGAAUUAAAGCCUAACACCAUA